AUGGCUACUGGCUCGGAUGUGUUACUGGAGCACCUGCUGUUCCAGGUCGCUCUCUCUGGUGAUAUCGGAUUUACCAUCACAGGACUGAGCUCAGCUUUUAUCGAAUUCAACAACAAUAACAAUGCCGUUGAACGAGAUGGUAGCAAAGACGAAGAUAACGGUGACGACCAAGAUCUUCUUUUCUCCUUGAAACCGCCUGGUGCAAGUUUGGAUGCCAAAACUCAAGCCUCGGAUCCACAACACCUCGAAAAGCUCUGGACAUGGCUUACCGACCACCCUGAUAUCACCGUCUCUGACGCUGCCUCUACUAUGGAAGAUCCGUAUGGAAAAUUCGUCGACACUAGCGCAUCAAACCCACUGGCUCCCGUCUUUGCUGCUCAUGCCAAGGAGAGAUUGUACACCACUGAGCACCGAGUAUGGCAUGCCCUUACCGACCAUGAUGUCGACUGGAAGCGAAUUCCAAAACUCGAAUUCCACUGUCUGCAGGUCAUCGCCGCCGCUGGCCGUGAAGGUGUACUCCAACCAGAUGUUACCAGAAUCACAGGACAAGACAAACGUUCAGUGCCAAAGCGCACUGAUGCGCUCGCCGUGAAAGGAUACAUCACCAAGGAGAUGUGCUUGGGUGGUGGCAUCAAGACAAGUCUGCUUCGUCUCAAGAAACUGGUACUCGAGCCGUCCACAACCUUCUACACGAUACAGGCAAAGGCCGGUAAAGGCGAGGGCGCCACUCGCCGUAUGAUCAAUUAUGAGCAGUGGUUCAGCGAAGUCAUGACAACUCUAAAGAAGCACGAUGGUCUCAUUGCAUACGAAGACUUGCGCAAGGAGAUUGGCAUUCAUGGCUCGCGUUGGGAGACUAGAGCACUUCACCGAUGUAUCAAAAGAUUGGAGAAGGCUGGUUGUGUUCAGAGACUCCGCGCUCGUCUGGAAGGCGCACGACCCAGACAGGCAAAGAAACAACAAGAAGGAGCCACCCCAGCAUACGAACACCGAUACGAGAUCAAUCCAGAUGCUCCCACAGAGAAGGUCGACGCCGAGAAGACUGAACAUGACCCAGAGAACGUGUUUUGGGUUCGAUGCAUCAAACUGAUGCGUGAGCCUGUCGAAAAGGAUCUGGAAGCCUUUACGUCUACCAUUAGAGUCGGCAAGGCUGGCAAGGCUGUUGAGGAUCAGGAGUCCGAUGCAGAAGCAGACGCCGACGAAGAUGACGACUAUGUCGAGAUUGAUGCCGCAGCUUUGGAUGGACUGGGCAAGAUGACUGAGAUAACACGACGUGUGCCUCCCCAGUGGCGACCCGACAUGCACCACACGCAAUUCUUCUUCCAAAUCAUCGACAACGCUGGGACUAAAGGGUUGAGUACUAUGGAUCUUGCCAAUUUCGGGCUGGGUCCAUUCUGGCGUCGCCCACUUGAUGAAAUCAUGGGCAGACUCUCAGAUGUCUGGACCGUAUCACAACCUCUUCAUCUUCGUCACCUUGCCAUCGUCAGAGAUACUUCCCAGAUGCAUAGAAUAUCACACUAUGUCUUCCGUAGCUAUCACAACUUCCAGAAGAUGGUAGCCAACGGUGAUGCCAAUUGGCACGCAAUCGACGUUCAAGAGGCAGAGAUACAAAGAAAGCCUGAUCUUGAUGACUGGGGCUUUCCUAAGGUCAAGCCAUCGACUAUGGUUGGUCAUGAUGGCUCACACAAUCUCGCUGCCUGCAAGAGUGUUCUUGUCAAAUCGAAGGCCAAGCCGAAGAGACCUUUGUGGGAGAAGAAAGCUCUCGGUACCACGGAUUCACCCUCAAGCUCGAAGACUCCGAAGACACCCAGAAAGAGGAAUAAGCCUGCUGAGAUUCCUUUGUCAACCGCGCAACCAGUCAAGUCAGUCGAAGACAAAGAAGUGGCUACCCCUGCGACUGCUCAACAAACAACGAUCAAAAAGAAGACAUCCAAAGUCAUGUUCAAGAUGAACCCUAAACGUGUCGAGGCCGAGCUCAAUGAGUGGAAGAUUAGAUCACACAAGCUUGCCGUUUCAAAGGCGAAAGCAGAGCUUGGGUUGAAUGCCAAGAAGGAUACAACCAAGCCCAGAAAGCGUGGCAGGCCUUCGAAGAGCAAGGAAGUUACUUCCGAAACACCCGUUCAGAGUUCUACGGCAGACACGGAGUCUGUGCCGCCUUCAUUGCCAGACGAAGCUGUUUUGCAAGCAUCAGGGGGUGCACCUAACGGCACGCCAUCACUUUCAGACGAGCAGUCCCUCCAGAAAUCCGCACAGCAACUUAGUGAAGAUGCCAUCCCCACUGAGAAGACAACUGUCAACCCAGAGCUGAACAAGCGUGUAGCCGAGCUCGAGUCCGAGAUUCUCAGCUUGACUAAGCCUGGUGUUUACAUCAAUCCUCCAGGAUCUGGACAGGCCAAAAACAACGUGGUUCAGGCGAAGGGCCGACCCUCAAGGUAUCUAAUUGCGGUGUUCAAGUCUGACAGGCUGAAGUCUCUGCCGUGGUUUACCGAAGAAAAUUUCAAUAGUCUUCCUUCAUCACAAGCAGGAACACCCGAGCCAACUUCGGCCAUAUCACAACCCGGCACACCUGCUUCUGAGUCUUCAACGAAUGACAUCGAAGCACCUCCAUCAGCCGACGCUUCGAAGUGGACCGCCGUGAACUCUGGGGCUCCUGAUACCGCGAGCUCUGCGAAAACAAUAGGGCUCAAGGAUGAAAUAGUCAUCAGAAAAGGCAGAAGAAUCCAAGUGCAAAGACAAGGGAAACGAAAGGCCUACGAGCCAUUACGCCAAAAGGUUGCAAAGAAGCUUGCUGUCGAGCAGUCUGCCGACGAUGGCAAGUGGAGGCCAUUAGCCGAGCUUGAGGACGCGUAUAAUGCGCGAGCUAUGGAGUCACCCCCUAACACACCCUCAGUGUUGAGAAGAGCAGUACCUGUCCCGGAAGCAUCAACUUCUCCUGUCUCGCAAUUGUCCCUUGAUGCUCCACCAUCUGUCGCAGGUGUCUCUGAUAUAUCGCCAGAAGCACACACUGCAGCAGAGCUUUUACUUCAGCAGGCUGAUAGUGUGCCUUCUGAACCGGAUGAGGCAUCGGAACAUGCAACCGAAGAACGCCAGGCUUCGACCGGUGCUGUGAACGAUGACCUGGAGAUGGUAGAUGCUGAUAACGCCGAAAACAUCGUGCAGGAGAGCCCUGCAGCAAGCACUCCAGUGAAGGCUGCUGGACGAGAACAAAUGGCAUCAAUCUCACCGCUAAUCGAGUCAGACAAAGUGCAACCUCCCCACGUUACAGAUUCACAAAGGAUCCUGGAACCUUUCUUCCGCAGAGCUUCGAAACGCCCUGACGCGCCAGUCCCUGUGCAAGAGAUUGACGAGGCCGGCUCACCAAGCACGCCUGCUCCAUACAAUCCAUUCGCCAAGAUAGAAGUCAAAUCCGCUGCCACCGCAGCCCGCUUCGCUUCUCGUGCCAAAGCACCUUCCAAAGUUGGUGUUGGUCGUUCUGGAGGUAUUGUCAGCUACAAUCGCAACAGGGUCAUCUUGGAGAUUGUACGUCGCAAUGACGGCAUGUUCGGCGGUGACAGAGAGCUCUACUAUCCUUUUGUUACGGCCUGGGAGAGAGAGUUUCAACGUCGACCUGACCGUCAUACUCUGGACAGAGUUCUUGCUGGGCUGAUUGAAGAGGGCAGGCUGAAGAGAGAGCGUUUUUCAUUCUCCACGUCGGAAGGGAAGAUCUUCACCAAGACACUUGUCAUGGAACCACAUAUCGAUCCAGAGUCACCAGAAGCGACUGCGCUCAAGCAGAAAAUCAUCGAGUGUCAUCCAAUGACAUAUGUUCCUGAGGGUAUCGAAGUCCUGCCCGAGCUCCGUCUUCGUAUAGAAAACGAUCUGAGGGGUGGCAAGGGCAUACCAGAUGUGCACAAUCCUAACAGCUCCUUCAUUUACGACCCCACUGCUGUCGUCACUCGCAUUCAAGGACCUCAGAAGGUUGAGCUCGGUAUGACAGAAGCCCGAAUGAAGAAGGGUGUGACUGCCAGAAGACAUAGACGCGAAGAAGAAGAACGACGCCAACAGAGAUACUUCGAAGCACAGAUGGAAGAGACCAUCGACAAUGCCGUGGCUGCUCUGACAACAGACUUUCAGCUCGACUCUUAUGAACAUGAUCCAACCAGAGCAGUUGUCGACAGAGGUCCGCGCGGCCGAGGAAGACUUGCCAAGUUGCAACGCUGGGGUGCAGAAGAUCAGAUUGUUCCCAGGCGUGCUCUUGGCCUACUCACGACAACUGGAAGAGAUGCUCAACUUGAAGCCGAACAGAACAGCCGUGACGCAGUCGCAGCCGCUGACUUUGGUGUGUUGAAGCCGCAGCUGAUUCCUACUGUUCCCCAGAGAGAGGUACCUACCGCUCCUAGAGUCAGGUUCGAACUUCCGAAAGAGCCUUCUCUCGUACAGAUGCUGCAUCAGAAGCAGGCAGGUACAUUCAGCGUUAUUGACGCUCUGUCGAUGACUGCUCCUUACCAACGAUUCCACCGUCAAUCAGGAACGUACUCAACUGAUCCUGUUGUCAUCACUACAUCGAGUCAGCAAUCACAAUAUGGCUUUGUUGGACAGCAGAUGCAGAUUCCUAGAUCGCUUGCAGAUAUUUUCAAGCAAGCCGGAGAGGAAGCUACUCUGCUCGAGCUACCGACAGAGGCUCCACACGUUGGUUACGAGGUACCACGAUUUGCUGCUGUUGGUGUCACCAGACUUCCAAGGUUGCACUCUGCGAGACCACGUCCAGCACCUAGACCUCAGCCAGAAUACAAGUCUUAUGGUGCCAAGGCGGUUUUGCCACGUUCCAGCAGGACUGGUAUCUUCUCCAUGUCCGAAAAGGAAGAACAACGCCUUAUCUAUGCCGUUGUGGUUGUCAAGACUCUUACCGGAGGCUUGGAACAGAUUGUUAACUGGGGUCUUGUGCACCAAGUCUUCCACUACAAAUUCGAUCCCAACUACUGUCGCCAUCGUUGGGUAUUCCUCAGACCUAAGCUUGGUGGCACGGCAGACAAGCUGCAAGUCGAGUUCCAGAAGUUGUUCCUCGAAGCUUACGAAAGUGGCGAAGUACCUGGCAUCGAUUUCGUGGAACCUGAAAAAUACGACUGGUUGGGCAUUGUUGAGUGGGCCGAAAGACGACUCGCUCAGACAAAUCCGUUGAACGGGCUGCCAGAGCUGCCAAAGAGUCGACAAACUCUCGACAAGCGCUUCGACGUCAGACAUGCUACCGAGGUUUAUAACAUACCGAGAGAAGAUUUCUGGGUUGCUAACGUGACUCAUCUGCGCAGAGAAGAGUUGGCAAACAGUUGGACAUUUGCUCGUCCACUCGCAGGAACUGCUGAGCUCGCUCAAGACGAUGAUGAGCUCAUGCUGGCUUUGUCCUGGGUCCGCGCCAAUGUCAUCACUCCAGAUCCAGUCUACGAUAGCAACCGAGCUCAUGAGAAGCUCAUCAAGAUCGAGGAGCAAUUGCCCCAAGCACUUGACCAUCUGCUGGGAGCCAAGAUUAUUCGUAUGGAGAAUAAAGGCCGCCAAAUCCCUGGACGUAAUUACGACAUUUCUGACUCUGUCUUGACCAUGUUCAAACGUCAAUGGGAUGUUCGCUACCUCAAAAAGACAGCAGCAGCCAAGAAGACUAUUGAUGAAGCGUUUGCCAAAGAUGGAAAGCUUGCUAUCAGCUACCAAGCAUCCGACGCUGAGAUGACUGCUAUGACGAACAUGGUUGCUGCUGGUCGUGCCAAAGUUGUGCCUCUUCUGCCCGAGACCAACCACACCAUGGGUGCUCCUUAUCCUCGCCUCACCAAGUGGGGAUUCACAGAAGGCAACUACAAGACUGUGCAUAUGGACAAGUCACGCCUCAAUUUCCUUCUCGAGCUCCACCCGACAUCUACGUACGUCCACGGUAUACCUAUCGCGCCCAUUCCUGGACCUCCACUCUCGAAGCAAUUCCCCGGUGAGCUUGGCCCUCGCCUUCCUCUGUGGACUGAUAUCCACGGUAAUCUCAUCAAAGUCUACUGGGAGAUGACCGUCAUGGCGACUCUCUGGCUUCUGGCCUUCAGACCAGGUCUCAAGAUCGACGAGAUCAGUAAAGGCGCUUACAAAGGCAAGCUUUGGAACUGGGAGCUGGAGAUGUUUUUGUCGUGGGCUGAGAAUGCUGGAUUGGCCAAGAAGCUGGAGUUCGGUGGUGAUAAUGGUCCUGAGGCAGACGGCUGGGUUGUGUCAGAGUGGUGGUGGUUGGCAUUCGCUACUGAGUAA
Messenger RNA from Aureobasidium namibiae CBS 147.97, 6246 nucleotides. RefSeq lists its product as uncharacterized. Gene Ontology annotation, biological process: 5S class rRNA transcription by RNA polymerase III; transcription initiation at RNA polymerase III promoter. The transcript is spliced from 3 exons. Gene Ontology annotation, molecular function: DNA binding. NCBI's taxonomy places the organism in Eukaryota, Fungi, Ascomycota, Dothideomycetes, Dothideales, Saccotheciaceae. The record is from RefSeq and is a predicted model, not a curated record. Bases 1 to 6246 code for a protein of 2081 amino acids. Gene Ontology annotation, cellular component: transcription factor TFIIIC complex.